AUGGCUUCUCCAGCCAGUUCAGACGAGGGGGAGAUUCGAGAUAGCAGUGUAGAGAAGGCAAACACGUCGCUGCCUCAAUACGAUGGCACGUCCGUUGACCGUCAAGACAGAAACCGUUCUAGCAACUCGAAUUCGAGAUCACCGGAAAAUGGAUACAGGACGAGAGAUAGAAAGUCGCAUGAGAGAAGCAGAUCGCCAUACGACCAACAUGCUAGAGGUUCGAAGCGGUCGAGAGAUGAAGACUACCCAGAUCGAUCUCGAGAUCCACGCAGAUUCAAAGUACACUACGAAGAUGCGCCGCCUGAUUACAAACGCCGCGUCCGUGGCUACGAAGAUCUAGACCGAAAUCCAACUCCGUCUGCAGGUCUACAUUACGAUGAGCGUGAUAGACAGGCUGAGAAACGGGCGCGUACACGUAGUCGUUCGCCGUAUAGAUCUAGUCGUGGGGGAGACAGGAAUUGGCAUGGCUCUCAGUCAAGACGUGAUGAUAGCCGUUACAAUGGUCGUACAAAUGAUCAUCGAAGACCUGAUUCUUACGGUCAUGGAGACCUGAGAAGUCGGGAAUCAAAGGACCAGUCAGUGAGCAAACGGGGACCAAGCCCGCUGCCUGCUGAUAACGCAAGACAAGAGGCUAAAACUACCAAAGGAUACUCACAGCAACGUGCUGAUCAGUCUGCCAAUCAAAGUCAUCAAUCUAGGACAAACAGUGAGGUCAAGGUGCCUGCUAUUGAAGCUCCGGAAGAGGAACCUCUCGAUGAAGCAGCUCUGAUCGAACAAAGACGAAAGCGUCGUGAAGCAAUUAAAGCUAAGUAUAAAGGUUCCGCUACACCUUUACUGGUACAGGCUUUGCAGCUGGGAGAUAAAUCAGGAGACUCCACCCCAGGCCAACAAGAUGAUACAACACCGUCUGCUCGAUCGACUUCACCUAUGAUUUCUACCCCUGGAACUCCAAAUGAAGCUCAAGAUCUAGGAUCUCCUGCUGUUUUUGCCAUCACUGACGACCAAGACCUUGCCAAUACCAAAGGCGAACAAGCUGGUGACGAUAAUGAUGGACCAUCAGCAGCUGACUAUGAUCCUACCAUGGAUAUGAGAGAGGAUAAGCAGCGAGAUGACCAGAGACACAAUGACGAGGUAUCAUCCGGAGCAUAUGACGAGACAGUACCCACAACCGAACAAGAUGUGCUACUCCCAACCACUGAACCCGUAGAAGAGAAGCCAAAGAAAUCCAAAGUUGACUUUGACAUGUUCGCGGACGACGAUGAUGAUAUGUUUGCUGAAGACCCUCUCCCGAAUGGCAAUGCGAAUGCAGAAAAGUCCACUGAAGUGGCCAAGGCAGUCGCAAUACCACAGGCCAAGGAACUCGACAUCGGAAUGCUUGAUAAUUGGGAUGAUAUCGAAGGAUAUUACAAGGUCAUUUUGGGAGAAUUGCUGAAUGGCAGAUACCACGUUCAGGCCAACCUUGGCAAAGGUAUGUUCUCUGGAGUUGUUCGAGCUAUGGACGUAACCACGAAGAGAUUGGUUGCUAUCAAACUCAUUAGAAACAACGAGACAAUGCGUAAAGCUGGCAUGAAGGAGAUUGAGAUCCUCCAGAAACUAAAUGAAGCCGACCCCGAAGAUAAGAAGCAUAUGAUCCGACUUGAGCGCCAGUUCGAGCACAAAGGUCAUCUGUGCAUGGUCUUCGAGAACUUGAGUAUCAACCUUCGAGAGGUGUUGAAAAAGUUUGGCCGUGAUGUCGGUAUCAAUCUUCGAGCUGUUCGAGCUUACGCCCAGCAAAUGUUUCUUGGACUGAGUCUGAUGCGCAAAUGCAACAUACUGCACGCAGAUUUGAAGCCUGACAACAUUUUGGUCAACGAGACGCGCAACAUGCUCAAAAUUUGUGAUCUGGGUUCCGCUUCCGAUGCAUCAGAUAACGAAAUUACCCCCUAUCUUGUGAGUCGAUUCUACCGAGCGCCAGAGAUUAUUCUUGGAAUGCGGUAUGAUUUCGCAAUUGAUGUCUGGUCUGUUGGUUGCACACUGUACGAGCUGUAUACCGGCAAAAUUCUAUUUACAGGUCGCACCAACAAUCAAAUGCUCAGAUCGAUCAUGGACUGCAGGGGUAAAUUCACGACGAAGAUGCUGAAGCGCUCUGAAUUUGCUCACAUACAUUUCGAUGAGAUGGCCAACUUUAGAAGUGUGGAGCAGGAUAAGCUUACUGGAAAGAAUAGAACGUUACUGAUCCAUCAUUCUCCGCAGGACACCAUCAAGACACUUGCGUUCGCGAAACCAUCCCGCGAUCUGCGCACUCGCCUCACUUCUGCAUCGAAGGGCCUCACCGAAGCAGAAACCAAAGAAUUGACCUUGUUCACCGAUUUACUGGAUCGCUGCUUAGCGCUGAAUCCUGAAAAGCGGAUCACCCCCGCUGAGGCGUUGAAACAUCCUUUCAUCAUGAAGACUUUGCGAUGA
Mollisia scopiformis is the source of this 2442-nucleotide messenger RNA. RefSeq names its product kinase-like protein. Gene Ontology annotation, biological process: mRNA cis splicing, via spliceosome; peptidyl-threonine phosphorylation; peptidyl-serine phosphorylation. The transcript is spliced from 6 exons. The coding region runs from base 1 to 2442 and encodes 813 amino acids. Gene Ontology annotation, molecular function: ATP binding; protein serine/threonine kinase activity. Lineage: Eukaryota; Fungi; Ascomycota; Leotiomycetes; Helotiales; Mollisiaceae. The record is from RefSeq and is a predicted model, not a curated record.